AUGAGUUUCGAAGUAAGGUGGCGUGUGAAAAUGACGUUUUGCAACUGAAAUGCAACCCAAAUUCAAGGAUUGCUGUCUAUUCAGCAAGUUUUGGCAGAACCGAAUAUGAGAGCGUCAGAUGUCCACAGCCUCAGGGUGUCAGAGAAGAAACCUGCCUGGUGAGCUACGCCACAGAGACAGUGAUGCAGAUAUGUCAUGGAAAGAGAAGGUGCACCUUAUCAGCUGAUGCCUCCACAUUUGGCAAUCCGUGUCAGAAGGAGUCACGCAUGUACCUCAAGGUCGUCUACACAUGUGUCCCCAGAAAAGUGCUGAGAGAACAGUACGAGGAUCGUCUAGAGGAUGACGAGCACCUGGAGGGAGAGUAUCUAGACAUGGACUACGAUGCAGUCGACGAUCUCUUCAGAGAGCCGGACUCCUUCUCCCCCUCACCCAACCUGGCCGGCAAUCUCAGUGGUCUCCUUCCCCAGAGGCCCUCUUCACCCCCACCUCCCUCCCAGCCCCACAAGGAGGACAAGCUCAAAG
Molecule: messenger RNA, 522 nt
Organism: Nilaparvata lugens (brown planthopper)
Lineage: Eukaryota; Metazoa; Arthropoda; Insecta; Hemiptera; Delphacidae
Product: protein eva-1 homolog C-like
Exons: 3
Molecular function (GO): carbohydrate binding
Source: RefSeq, a predicted model, not a curated record